Messenger RNA from Hyla sarda, 4973 nucleotides. It is a transcript of the gene SLC35E4, whose product is annotated as solute carrier family 35 member E4. NCBI's taxonomy places the organism in Eukaryota, Metazoa, Chordata, Amphibia, Anura, Hylidae. The coding region runs from base 779 to 1855 and encodes 358 amino acids. The record is from RefSeq and is a predicted model, not a curated record. Gene Ontology annotation, molecular function: antiporter activity. The transcript has 3 exons. Gene Ontology annotation, cellular component: Golgi apparatus.
GACACGCACAUUAACCCUUUAUAAAGCAUCAGCUGUUCCCUAAGUCACUUGUGUAUUGGACUGCACAUCGAUGCUUUGUGUACUAUUAGUGGCUGUAUAAUGUUACUCUAUUAGAUGGGGACUGCUUCCAGGAACUGUUUACUUUUCCAGGGCAGGGGUUCUAUAUUUGGAAGGCUGACAUGGGAGGUAUGGGAUGUUCAGGGGAGGAGGGCACAGGAAAGGAGGUGCCCAUGAAUCACCAGACAUCAUAUGUUUUGUUAUGUUCCCUUCACUCUCUUGUUGCUAGGAGACUGAUUGGGGGAUAGUAUGUAACAGUGUAAUGUCCUUAUUUCUGAAUGAGCCUUGAGAUCUGCUCCAGUCUUCUGCAGGAUCCUGGAUGGUGAAUACACAGGGAAGGAGGAGGCUGCUGCCCACAUCACCAUCAUCAUCAUCACAGCAGGUCAGAUAUUUAUACCGGGCGCUGAUCACACAGGGUCACACUGGGGUGAAGGUGAACAAUGGCUGACCGUCAGACGCCUCAUCUGUAGAUCCCCUAUGAGAAUUCUUCAAGUGUUCAGUAUGAAAACAGAGAGUCCUGGAAAGACUGAGAAUUCUUGAAGACAAGGAAUUUUAUUAUUACGUAGCACAGAAUACUUCAAGAACUACAGUAUACAGCUAGAUAGUCCUGGAAAGACAGAGUCUAUGAAGACAAGGAAAUAUACCAGUGGAGACGAUUAAUAAGAAGGCAUGCAGAUCCGGCAGUGACGUAGUCCAAGGAGGAAAGUUGCCAAAACGUUCAAUGUGUUUAGCACCCAACAGGAAAGAUGAGGUUAAAAUGGAUCCUUCUGAUAGAACGUCUGCUGAUUCUGUCAUGCAUCCCAAACCAGAACAAGCCCCCCAGGAGCGAGGAGGCACCAACAAACUGUACCUCAUUGCUGCAAUACUUACCUGGUUGAUAACCGGUACCACCAUCUCUAGUCUUAACAAAUGGAUAUUUGCCGUUUACAACUUUAAGUACCCGUUGUUACUGUCGUCGCUUCACAUGCUCACAGCCAUUCUGUUGGACUAUCCAAUUCUCAGGUUUGGAUUGAUCCAGGAUAAAACAGAGGAAGAACUUCCCCUGAAUACUGGUGCUCGCUUUAAAGUGUUCCUAUUGAGCGUGACAUUCUGUUCCAGCAUUGCCUUUGGGAAUCUUGGACUGAGCUGUGUUCAGCUUUCUUUUGCACAGAUGAUUUACACAACUACCCCUAUCUUCACCUUGGCUCUUUCAAAACUUUUCCUGGGCACCAAACACCAUGUCCUAAAAUAUACUGCCAUGAUACCUAUAUGUCUGGGAGCUUGUUUUAGUAUUAUUGGAGAGGUGCAAUUUGACCAGACUGGAUGCAUCUACCUUUUUGCAUCAACGUUUCUCAGGGGGCUGAAAUCCAUACAGCAGAGUUUCCUCCUCAAAAAUGAAAACAUCCAUUCAGUGACACUGCUGUACCUGAUGUCCAUCCCCAGUUUCUGUAUCCUGCUCUUGGCUGCGGUGCUGCUUGAGUGGGGGGUGGUAUGGGAGAGCCCACCUGACUGCGACAACAGACUGUGGCUCUUCAUCCUUCUCAGCUGCUUGGGAUCGGUCCUAUACAACCUUGCAAGUUUCUGCGUCAUCACACUUACCUCUGCUGUCACCAUACACGUACUAGGCAACCUCAAUGUGAUUGGGAACCUUGUCUUGUCCAGGGUGGUCUUUGGAAGCCAUUUGACAUUUCUCAGUUACAUGGGCAUUGGUCUGACUUUGGCUGGAAUGUUUAUAUAUCAUAACUGUGAUUUUAUAGCUGGAUACAUUGGCUCCAGACGGUCUCUCCAUGCCACAGAAAAACGUGUCAAGACUGACUAGAUCCUUCAUGCCAAGAACUUUCCUACUAAACGGUGUAUUGAGGUCUCUGCAAGGAAUAGAAUGACUUCUGAGUGCCAAUCCAGCGUGAAGACGUCAGAUGUCCACCUGGCAUCUAAACAUUUCUGAAGAUUUUAUCAGGCCAUCUAGAGGGCACCAGUGACUGAAUGUUUCUUUCGAGAAACGGUGUAUUAAUUUAAUAUUAGCUCUUUUAUUUGAAUUCACUCUGGUUUUUCAGAGGAAUAAUAUAUUUUCUUAUCUGUACUUCAUGCAAUAGUGUUCAGUACUGAACACCAUGUUAUUAUACCUGGAAAACAGCCAAAACAUACUAGCCAGCUGACUGCACCCUGCCCUGGUGUAACUUGAUGGGCAUAUGUCUUUCUGUACUAACUGUAACCAGUACAUGUGAUGUGAUGCCUUCAUAACUAAAUAUAGCACACAGUAUAUUGAUAUUAGGGAGGGAAUUUGUUGUGUGUCUUAUUACCCACUAUAAGAUAUUGUGUAUCAUCAGUCUUUUACAAAGGGGAAACUGGCAAAAAGUAAGGGGACCUCUCAGGUGCUUCAUUUUGGCCAAACCAUGGGCACCAUAAAACAUGCAUAGGCUCCUUUACUACAGUGAGCUAGGACACUCUCAAACAAUGCAAGAAGAUUAGGGCAUAUCAUCAAGGAGGCUUCUCUCUGCCAGCUUCUCCCCAUCCUACUUGGCUUGACUGACAAGUCUCUCCUUAUUUAUGUAAAGAGAGAGACCUUUCAAAGAAGCCUAUUGGGGAGAGCUUGAAGGAGAGCCAGCCUCCUUGUGUUUAUAUGCCGUUCCCAGUCUAUCGGUAAACUAAGAUUCCUCUGUAACACCGCAGCAUUACAGAGUAAACUCAUAGUACAAAGGGUACAGGCAGUAUGAAGCACCUAACAUGUUCCCUUUUAAGAGUCACUGUCGUGAAGUGGGCGCCUUUAUUUAAAGGUGAUGUCCACCUCAUUUUAUUAAUUGCUUCAAUGCAUCCAAAGUGCAAUUUAGGAAUAGUCUUCAUUAUAAAUAGCUUACUAUUUUGUGGCCUUAAAGGAGUAUUCCAGCGCAAAAUAAUUUAUCCCCAAUCCGAAGGAUAGGGGAUAAGUUAUAGAUUGCGGGGGGUCCGAGCGCUGGGGCCCCCCGGGAUCUCCUGGACGGGACCGCGGCAGUCUGCUGGAAGGGGCGUGUCUGCCGCCGCGUCAUGCGUGGACAGAACGCCCCCUUUCCAGCAUACUGCUGCGGCCUCGUCCAGGAGAUCCCGGGGGGGGGGCCCCAGCGCUCGGAACCCCCCUUGAUCUAUAACUUAUCCCCUAUCCUUCGGAUUGGGGAUCAGUUAUAUUGCACUACAGAUGUCCUUUAAAGGGGAACUCCAGUGGAAACAUGUGGAAAACAAAUGUUUUCAAAUCAACUGGUGCCAGAAAGGUAAACAGAUUUGUAAAUUGCUUAUAUUAAAAAAUCUUAACCCUUCCAGUACUUAUCAGCUGCUGUAUUCUACAGAGAAAAUUGUGUGGUUCUUUUCAGUCUGACCACAGUGCUCUCUGCUCUGUUCGUGUCAGGAACUGUCCAGAUUAGAAGCAAAUCCCCAUGGCAAACCUAUCCUGCUCUGGACAGUUCUUGACAUGGACAGAGGUGUCAGUAAAGAACACUGUGGUCAGACUGGAAAGAACUUCACAAAUUUGUCUGUAGUAUAUCUGUAGCAUACAGCAGCUGAUAAGUACUGGAAGGGGUAAGAUUUUUUAAUAGAAGUAAGUUAUAAAUCUGUUUCACUUUCUGCCACCAGUUGAUUUGAAAAAAAAAUUAUCACCGGAGUUCCCCUUCAACUCCUAUGCAGAUCCUUGCAUCUCUGUGCCAACAGACUACACAACAAACCUUGUUCAUGCAGUUAUGCAAUUGUCUGUUCGCGAUCAAAUACCUCAGAUGGGUUAAGGGUGCUGUCCUAUCUCCUUACUUUCUGCUUUUUUAGUGGCCGUAAGUGGUUGGGAAAGCCAAAAGCAGCUGAAGCAGGGAAGUUAAGCAAUUUGUGCAUCUCCUAUUGACUUUAAUGGGAGUUACACAAACUGAGUAGCCCUGCAACUUACACUAGUUACGUAAACAGAGUAGCCCAUGGGGCUACGCCAUUUGUGCAAUUCUCAAUAAAGUCAGUAGGAGCUACACAGAUUGCGUAUUUUCCCCACUUCAGCUGCUUUCGGCUUUCCAGACUACAUCCAGCCACUGCAAACAGGCCAGAGGAGCGGGAAAAAGCGCAAGUAAGGAGAUGGGACAACCCCUUUAACCAAAUAGGUUUUGUUUGUAGUCUGUUACCAUGGAGACACAUAGCUCCGCCAAGAAGCUGUAGUAACAAAACCAUAGGAUAUUUCUUAGAACAUUAAUAGUGAAGAAGCUUCACCAGUUUCAGGAGAGGAGGAUAGUUGCUAGUCCCAUUAGAUAGAGCCAGGAUUUCAGAAAGUAUAAAAGAGGCCUCAUGAUGGGGAGAAAGUGACUUUUUGUUCUUUUGUGCUAUAAAUAGCAAUGUUUCCAUAGUUCUGCCCUAUAGCACAAGUGAAAGCACAAUGUUUAAUUCCAUACGCUCUUAUUCUAUUUGCAUUAAUGCAUUCAUAGGAAAAGGUUACUAUUUAUAGACAUUUUAUGUCAGCUGAAAAGUAUAUUCAUUAUUUUGUAUAAUAUCUAUGAACCCAUAUUGAAGGCAUUGUGUUUUCUCCUGGAUGUCAGCUCAGCAAACUUGCCUAUUGGUAAUGUUAUUAUUUUCUCACUUGUUUUGUUCUCCAGGUACAAGCAUGUUUGAACUGUGAUUAUUUCUCAAAAUGCAAUGAGAUAUAUUUUAUUAUUAAGCAUCCUGUUCUUAUUGAAGUUUCCGUGGAAUAGUUUUCUCCUACCAGUGUUACUGUAUCCAGCCCCGUAGUUUAUGAUAAAUUGUCAGUGCACAAAGAAUCAGUAAGUGUCUCAUUUUUCAUCUGCAGACACACUUCAUACAUUACUGUAUAUUCCUAUAUUGUUUAAUGAAUAUCACAUCUGAAUCAAUAAUAUAGUUAUGAGUUCUCUUACAGUAUAGAAACUCUGCUAUUAUGUAGUAUGUUCUAAAAACAUUAAAGGGAUAUACCGAUCUGAGCAUGUUAUUCC